Messenger RNA from Actinia tenebrosa (Australian red waratah sea anemone), 1446 nucleotides. RefSeq names its product E3 ubiquitin-protein ligase RNF113A. Gene Ontology annotation, cellular component: U2-type spliceosomal complex. NCBI's taxonomy places the organism in Eukaryota, Metazoa, Cnidaria, Anthozoa, Actiniaria, Actiniidae. Gene Ontology annotation, biological process: snoRNA splicing. Gene Ontology annotation, molecular function: metal ion binding. The record is from RefSeq and is a predicted model, not a curated record.
UCGAGUCAAACCAAGAUGGCGGAUGAGUCUGCAGAAAAAGUUUCAGCCGAAAAACAGUCUUGUACCUUCUUCAAGAAGUCCAAAGGAAGAAGAAAUGUACGGAAAAGGCAAGCAGAGGAUAGUGGUAGUGACGAUGGGGAAGCCUCAGUCGUCGUUCGAAAGGAGAAGAAGAUGGCAGGACCGAAUCCAAUGAUGCAAAAAUCUGAAGGGCUGAAAGAGAAGAGAAGGGAAGAGGAUGUAAAAGUUGAAUUUAAGUCUACACGGUCUGCUAUGAGUUCUGGACCAACAGAUCUUGGAGCAACGGCUACGUAUGAAUUGGACACGGAUUUUGAUCGAGAUGCGCAGGCUGUGUACGCGAAGGCCUUGGAAGUGAAUAAAGAGAUCAAAGAAUCUGGAGACGACAAACUUUAUCGAGGUGUGAAUAACUAUAUGCAGUAUUAUGAGAAGAAAGACACGGUAUUUGGGAAUGCUGCGAGUGGUAUGGUCAGGCAAGGUCCAAUAAGGGCACCCAAGAACCUAAGAGCAACAGUACGGUGGGACUAUCAACCUGACAUCUGCAAAGAUUACAAAGAAACAGGUUUCUGUGGUUUUGGUGACAGCUGUAAAUUUCUGCACGACCGCAGUGACUACAAGCAUGGAUGGCAGCUGGACCGAGAGUGGGAAGAGGGAAACUUUGAUAAAGAAGACCCCCAUAAGUAUGAAAUACACAGCGAUGAAGAGGAAGACGAUGUGCCCUUUGCUUGUAUCAUGUGUAGGAAUACCUUCGUUAAUCCUGUCGUAACAAAGUGUAAUCAUUAUUUUUGUGAAAAAUGUGCACUCCAGAGGUACAAGAAGAACUCCAAAUGCUUCGUGUGUAAUACUCAGACAUAUGGUGUGUUUAAUCCUGCAAAAGAGAUUAUUAAGAAAAUGAAAGAAAGAGAAGCAGCUUUGGGAAGUGAAGAGCCAAAUAAUGAGCAAGAGCCACCAGAGGAAAACUGAAAUAAAUGGGGGAAAAAAAUGAAAUACUGAGACAAAUGGCUGGCAGCCAUUAACUGUAUGGACUAAAUCCACUUGGGCGUAAUGUUUUGCCCAUUUCAGACCACCUGUUAUUGUCUUGAGAAUAAGAUUCUUUGUUUGAGUUGUGUCUAUGUUCAUGUGUCUUUUCAUGUGCAACUGUUAAACAAAGAAAUAAUACUCUAGGGAAUGACACAUGGUCUGAAAUGAAACAUUGGAUUAGGUCUAUUCUGUUCUUGCAUGUGUAUUAAAACUUUCCGUGACAAGCACUAUCACGAUCAUAGCUAACGUUAGUUUGCCUAUGUACAGCUGCUUCCCUCCCCCCCCCCCCCCAGGGAAAAAGCAGGGGGAAACAUUUCCCCCGAUAGGGGUGAGGGGUGGGAAGCGGCUGCACACAGGCUAAUGCUUGUAUGUAUAUAAAUGACAAUGUAUGUAUAGGAAAUAAAGGCAAAA